Messenger RNA from Bombyx mandarina (wild silkworm), 2202 nucleotides. RefSeq names its product Tetraspanin 68C (gene Tsp68C). Gene Ontology annotation, cellular component: plasma membrane. NCBI's taxonomy places the organism in Eukaryota, Metazoa, Arthropoda, Insecta, Lepidoptera, Bombycidae. The record is from RefSeq and is a predicted model, not a curated record.
UAACAAUUCUUGGUGUAUUUUUACUUUAAAUAAUAAUAAAAAUAAUGAGCUAAGAAAAAAUGUACUACGCAUAUUAAAUAAUGUUUCAUUAAAUUUUGUAGAUGAAAAUAAAGUAUCUGAAAACUUAAAAUUCUGUAAAAUUUAGCUCUUUGUAUGAAAAUGAAUAUUUUAUUUUCCUUUGAAGUACGUAUUGAAAUACUUUGUGUAUAAUUUUAUAGGAAGUAUACGCAAUAGGGUCUCAAAGCCCUCGAAUACUAAAGAACAACUCAUGCGUCAAUUUUAAACAAAACUGACUCCUAAUUACAUAUCACCCCACCUGUUCAUCAGAGCGUAUCUCCCUAAAACUGGCGCAUCUAUUCAUCGACUCAUUCAUUCUCAUACUAAAAACCAACGAUAUCGCUAUUGUGGAGAUUAAUAUUGUCAAAAUAUUUUACGUUUAAAUAAUUGUGGAUGUGUUGUAAACAUGAAAUGUUCAAGCGGUGCUUCGUCCAAAGUUUUAUUUGGUUGUUCCAAUUCAAUAUUUUUCACAUGCGGAUUUCUUGAAGUUGUCUGUGGUUUCCUGCUACUGUGCGAUUCAAAAAAAAUAUUAUUGUCGCGGUUGCUGGCUUCCCCGGAAAGUAAUUUGGCUCACCCGCCAUUUUACUACUUGGCUCUGGUUCUAAUGGCAGCAGGCCUCACCAUGUGUGCGACGGCUGCUCUUGGAUGCUGGGCAACCUAUUUACCCGGAUAUGCAGCUUUAAGUGUCUACUUCUUAAUUGUUCUCUCUUUGCUAUUGUGCGAGUGUGCUGGAGGAGUUUUAGCUGCAGUAUGGCCGCGAUGUCUAGGACUUGAAAACGCACGAGGGGGCUCUGUCGGAGCUCUGCAAAGCUAUUAUGCUAUGCCCGAUUUUGAACAAUUCACUGCCUCUGUGGAUUUAGCGCAAACAGAGUUGCAGUGUUGCGGCAUGACAGAUGCUCGAAACUACGACAUGUCCGUAUGGCAACUGAGGAGGCUGGGUCCGCGCGGAAUGGCCGUACCGUUGAGUUGCUGCGUGCAAAUCGAAGAGAACAUCUCGUAUCUGAACCCGAUGCCGGUCAAUUUAUCGCGCUGUCAGGAGUAUCAACCUAACCCUGUUUAUCGACAUGUUCCGGGAUGUAUCGGUAAACUUGAAGAGUGGUACCAGAAACAAUAUUUUGUCCUCAUGCUUAGCAUCUUUAUAUUUGCUGUAUUCAAGCUGGGAGUUUUAUUAAGCACUGUAUUUUCGUGUAUCCGACUCCGUCAAAGGAGACAAGUACUACAUACAGUUACAGUUAAAUCCAUUGAUCACGCAACGAAUGAAAAUAUGUACAGUCCGGGAGUUCGCGAAGACCACAUCACAGCCAAAUAUAUCCAGCCGGAUAAUUAUUAUAGUCCAAGAGUUCGAAACCCUCGUAUUUUUACGAGCAAACCGAACGAAAUUAUAUGAGAAUUAGCCUUGGAGAUAAACGCUUUAGAGUUGAAAUUGGAGAAGUUCUCCGAUUGUCUGCAUAAACACCAGGCUGACUCUAUUAUGUGGUGAACUGAAGAUUGCACGACGAACGAAUACCUAAAGUGCCAUAUUAUGAUGAACAUUACAUAAUCUAAUUCAAAACAGAAUUCAAAUUUUAUAUUUUGUAAAGCUUUUUUUAUGACGUACAAUCACAUAAAUACCGCCUUUUUUAUCUAACAAUGCAGUGAUGUUUUAAGAAAAUUUCCUACAUAUUUAUCUAAUUAUAUAAAUACUUAUAGCUUUCCUCGCCUGUCUCGUGGCUAAAAGCGUCUCAAGCACGUGUCAAAUCAUAACCCUAGCGCCCUCUAGUGAGCGAGCGAUCAAAAUGGAAUAAGUACUUUAAUAGAUUCAUUGAAAGUCCCGAGGCGUCCCCUAACACUGCUGCGACCACACUCUGCACCGUUGAUAAAUCCGCCUCUGCGCGUGGAGGAGUGUUGACACGUAAAUGUUGUGCAUUGGAUGCUUAACGAGAAGAAAAGUCUCUUAGAAAGGAUUAGUGAAAUCAGAUAUAGCUCAACGAAAAGGAAAAACUUUCAAUUGGAUAUGUUCCAAAAAUAUUUUUGUAGGGUGGCCAUACGAGGUCACGUCUCACCCGGUAUUACCAAAGCACACAAACACCACACAACGCUGAGGCCGUCAGUCGACUGAAGACAUUUUUUUUCCUACCUAUGCUGAUAGCCUUGAGAGGCAAUUUC